This is a messenger RNA of Exophiala spinifera, 1683 nucleotides long. RefSeq lists its product as uncharacterized. Gene Ontology annotation, molecular function: oxidoreductase activity. Lineage: Eukaryota; Fungi; Ascomycota; Eurotiomycetes; Chaetothyriales; Herpotrichiellaceae. The coding region runs from base 1 to 1683 and encodes 560 amino acids. The transcript has 4 exons. The record is from RefSeq and is a predicted model, not a curated record. Gene Ontology annotation, biological process: carotenoid biosynthetic process.
AUGGAUAAACCCAAGACCGCUGUUAUCGUUGGAGCUGGCGCUGGAGGGAUUUCGAGCGCAGCACGCCUUGCAAAGGCUGGCUUUCGUGUCACUGUUGUUGAGAAGAAUGACUUUACCGGUGGACGGUGCAGUCUCAUCCAUCGAGAUGGCCACCGAUUCGACCAAGGUCCCUCACUCCUCCUCCUUCCCGACCUCUUCCGCGAAGCAUUCACCGAUCUAGACACGUCUCUCGAAGCAGAAGGAGUUGAAUUGCUCAAAUGUGAGCCAAAUUACAACGUGUGGUUUGGCGAUGGAGAGUGUAUCGAAUUGUCGACCGAUGUGGCUGCCAUGAAAAAGACCAUUGAAAGGUGGGAGGGCAAAGAUGGCUUUGAAAGAUAUCUACAAUGGAUGCAAGAGGCCCACGUCCACUAUGAGGCAAGCGUGGUCCAUGUUUUGAGGAAGAACUUCACAAGUCUUUUGCAUCUCGCGAGACCCAGCUUCCUGCCGUACCUGCUGGCUCUCCAUCCGUUCGAAAGCAUCUGGCGUCGCGCGUCGACAUAUUUCAGAACCGAGAGAAUGCGACGGGCUUUCACAUUUGGAAGCAUGUACAUGGGCAUGAGCCCUUUCGAAGCCCCAGGCACUUACAGCUUGCUACAGUACACCGAGCUUGCAGAGGGUAUCUGGUAUCCUCGAGGUGGUUUUCACAAAGUCCUUGAUGCUUUGGUUCAAGUAGGCGAACGUCUAGGAGUGCAGUACAGGCUCUCUACUCCGGUGUCGCAUGUGAAUGUUGAUCGAUUUUCUGGUCGUGCAAAUGGAGUGACUCUGACGACGGGGGAGAUACUCAAUGCUGACAUAGUGCUCGUCAAUGCUGAUCUCGUCUACGCCUACAACGAGCUCCUGCCGCCGUCACAAAAAGCAAAGACGCUCUCAAAGAAGCAAGCUUCCUGUUCCAGCAUCUCCUUUUACUGGUCCAUGGACAAGAUUAUCCCUGGGUUACAUACCCACAAUGUUUUCUUGGCCGAUGAAUACCAAGACAGUUUCGACGAUAUCUUCAAGCGACAAUCGAUACCCAAAGAGCCCUCUUUUUACGUCAACGUGCCUUCCCGAGUCGAUCCCAGUGCCGCUCCUAGCGGUCGAGACACCAUCGUUGUUCUCGUACCGUGCGGGCACUUACUAGAGAGCCAGGCUGAUCGCGGAUUGAACCCACAGCAUGCACAAGACUGGCAAGCGAUGGUGUCAAAGGCUCGCAAUGCCGUGAUUGAAACAGUACGUUUGAGGACUGGGGUCGAUCUCGGGUCCCACAUUGUCGACGAGGUGAUCAAUACGCCUUCUUCGUGGAAACAGAGCUUCAACCUCGAUAAGGGUGCUAUUUUGGGAUUAAGCCAUUCGUUCUUCAAUGUCCUCAGUUUCAGGCCACGCACGAAGCACGAUCAAAUCAAGGGCCUCUACUUUGUUGGCGCCAGUACUCAUCCUGGGACUGGCGUCCCGAUCGUUCUGGCCGGUAGCAAAAUCACAACCGGACAGAUCCUGGAUGACUUAGGCAUGAGCAAGCCUUGGUCUCCUGGGGGCCACGAAAAGAGGGUGGUGAGCAAUCUGGACGUAGUGGCCAGACCGCCGUUGGCUCUUGGACCUCUGGUGGUGUUCUCCCUUAUGGUCUUGUGGGCAGUCCUUCUGCCUUACGUCUUGAAGUAUACGCGUGCUUGA